CUACAAAGAACUUGAGGAGAGAAAGAAAGAACAGGAAAUGAGAGAAGAAGAAGACAGGAAGAGAAAACACGAGGAAGAAAAUCAACAACAUGAGUGGAAACAAAAAGUUGAAGCUUUGGAGCAACAAAUAAGAUCAGUGGAAAAGUUAAAGGAAAUCACUGACAGAAAGCUGGAGGAGAGCAGAGAAGAGAUGACAAAAGAACAAGAGAACUGGGAGAGAAAACGAAAAGAAUGGUGGGAGAAACGAUAUGACGAAGAUGAACAGAGACGACAGGAAGAACAAACAAGACUGAAAAAGCUUCAAGAAGAAUAUGAUCAGGAGAGAGAGAGAUAUGAAAAGAAGAGAAAAGAAGAGGACCGACUCAGAAGAGAACAAGAGGAAAAAGAGAGACAGGAAAUCGAGGAACAACAAAGAGCAAAAAUUGAAAAAGAGAGAAAACUGAGAGAAAAGCUACUUCAAGAAAAGGAGGAGAGGAUCAACAAGGAACGUGAGGAGAGAAAGAAAGAACAGGAAAUGAGAGAAGAAGAAGACAGGAAGAGAAAACUUCAGGAAGAAAUUCAACAACAGAAGUGGGAACAAAGAUUUGAAGCUUUGGGGCAUAGAAUGAGAUCAGAUUCAGAAUCGAAGGACAGAAAGCUGGAGGAGAGCAGAGAAGAGAUGAGGAAACAAAGAGAUGACUGGGAGAGAAAACGAAAAGAAUGGUGGGAGAAACGAUAUGAAGAAGAUGAACAGAGACGACAAGCGGAGCAAACAAGACUUCGAAAACUUCAAGACGAAUAUGAUCAGGAGAGAGAGAGAUAUGAAAAUAAGAGAAAAGAAGAGGACCGACUCAGAAGAGAACAAGAGGAAAAAGAGAGAAAGGAAAUCGAAGAACAACGGAGAGCAGAAAUUGAAAAGGAGAGAAAACUGAGAGAAAAACUACUUCAAGAAAAGGAGGAGAGGAUCAACAAGGAACGUGAGGAGAGAAAGCAAGAACAGGAAAUGAGAGAAGAAGAAGGCAGGAAGAGAAAACAAGAGGAGGAAAUUCAACGACAGAAGUGGGAACAAAGAUUUGAAGCUUUGGAGCAAAAAAAGAGAUCAGAGUUAGAAUCAAAGGAAACUAUUGUUCGAAGGCUGGAGGAGAGCAGAGAGGUGAUGAGGAAAGAACGAGAGAACUGGGAGAGAAAACAAAAAGAAUGGUGGGAGAAACGAGAUCAAGAAGAUGAACAGAGACGACAGGAGGAACAAAGAAGACUUAGAAGGCUUCGAGAGGAAUAUGAUCAGGAGAGAGAGAGAGAUGAAAAGAAGAGAAAAGAAGAGGACCGACUCAGAAGAGAACAAGAGGAAGACAUGGAGGAGAACUAUAAGAAGAAAAUGGAGAAUCUGAUGAAGACACAUGAAGAGGAGGCCAGAGAGAAAGCUGAAGAGUUCAAUGAAUUCAAAGAGAAAUACAAGAAGGAAUGUGCAGCUCUAAAGCAGGAGCAUGAGAGACAACUGAAAGACAAAGAGCAGCAGUAUGACCUCUUAAAGGCUCGUUCAGACAGCAAUGAAGAACAACUGAAGAAAAAACAGGAAGACAUUUCUGACUUAGUCAAAUGUGUGACCAGAAGGAGAGAAAAUGUGGGAAUAAUCACUGACUUACUGAAAAAACAGGAACAAGAAAUGAAACAGGUGAGAAAUGAGGAGGAGAAGAAGGAUCUGCAGAAAACACAUGACAGAGAGAUGAGUGACCUGAUACAGACACUUCUGAUACAAGACAACCCGUCAAUCUGUUGGACUUCAUGAGGACUUGUCUCAUAUAAAUGUGACAGCAGAGCAGGUUCAGAUGAUUUUAUUCUGCUGUUAUUUGGUUUCAAUAAUCAAUCAGUCAAUUUUAUUUAUAAAGCCCAAUAUCACAAUUGUGACAUGCAGUACGGCCGAGUUAGCGAGAUGCAGUAACAGGACAUGAGUGUUAGCAAAGGAGAGAGAGA
Messenger RNA from Epinephelus moara (kelp grouper), 1950 nucleotides. RefSeq names its product trichohyalin-like. NCBI's taxonomy places the organism in Eukaryota, Metazoa, Chordata, Actinopteri, Perciformes, Serranidae. Bases 38 to 1765 code for a protein of 575 amino acids. The record is from RefSeq and is a predicted model, not a curated record. The transcript has a single exon.